AUUGGUUCCUUUUCCUGCGCCGUCGGUUGCCGUAGAGACCAAGGCUAUGGCAACCAGGAGAAGCCAAACUUGGUAGUCCCUCGGCGACUGCAGAGGGUCCGAAGCGUGCGGCCACACUCCGCGCGGCGCUCAUGGCGCUCUACGAGCUCUUCUCUCACCCAGCCGAGCGCGGCUACCGCGCGGGGCUCUGCUCCAAGGCCGCGCUGUUCCUGCUGCUGGCCACCGCGCUUACGUACAUCCCGCCGCUGCUAGUGGCCUUCCGGAGCCACGGGUUUUGGCUGAAGCGGAGCAACUACGAGGAGCAGCCGACCGUGCGCUUCCAGCACCAGGUCCUGCUCGUGGUCCUGCUGGGACCGGAGCGCGGCGGGUUCCUCGCCUGGAGCACGUUCCCCGCCUUCAACCGGCUGCAGGGGGAUCACCUGCGUGUCCCGCUCGUUUCGGCUAGAGAAGAAGACAGGAACCAGGAUGGGAAAAUGGACAUGUUACAUUUUAAACUGGAGCUUCCCCUGCAGUCCACGGAGCAUGUUCUUGGUGUGCAGCUCAUCUUGACUUUCUCCUACCAAUUGCACAGGAUGUCGACAUUCGUGAUGCAGAGCAUGGCGUUUCUCCAAUCCUCCUUCGCUAUUCCCGGGUCCCAGUUAUAUGUGAACGGAGACCUGAGGCUUCAGCAGAAGCAGCCCCUAAGCUACAGUGGCCUAGAUGUUCAGUACAAUGUAUCUGUCAUCAACGGGACCAGUCCUUUUGCCCGGGACUACGACCUCACCCACAUCAUUGCUGCCUAUCAGGAAAGAAAUGUAACCACCAUCCUGACUGACGCCAACCCCCUCUGGCUGGUGGGAAGGGCUGCCGAAGCUCCGUUUGUGAUUAAUGCUGUCAUCCGAUACCCCGUGGAAGUCAUUUCAGGGCAGCCAUCAGAGCAGACAGCUUUGGGGAAGACACACAAGGAACAGUGAGGGGAGGAAGAGGAUGCUAGCCCGGGCAGCCCAAUCCAGCCUGAGCAUCAGAAUGACAAGCAGUACAGCCUGAUUACCCGCAUGACUCAGCGUCUGCAGGAGAACAGUACUGGAACAAGUCUCUGUCGCAUACAGAAGACUGGUUCUCUGUUCCUGUCUUGAGAAAACAUGCAGUUUUCUCAAAGGGCAGAUGGAUCUGCUUUAUGAUCCAGAGAUGUCGUUGGCACUAGAAGGACACGCCCGCUGUGAUCCCUUCUUGCCCAUUCAAAAACACACUCGUCAGUGUGUGCCUCAGUUUACCUUGGAGAAUUAGUUCUUAUUUCCAAAGCACCUUUCCUUUCAGGCUGACCAAAAUAAGAGUUUUGGAAACAGUUAUUUUGAAGAAUUCAAUCACAUAAAUAUCCUAACACUGGCCCCUCUGCCUUUUCUUGUAAAAUUUAGGGCUGUUUACAUGCCUAAUUUUUCUUUUUUUUUUUUUUGAGAUUUAAAUGAAAAAUGGUUGCUGAAUUUUCUGAAUUGCAAAAGGUAAUGAGACAUGGAAAGACAGCUAAAGAUGUGUAUAAGUGUUACUUUGCAUUUUAUUAAAUUAUUUCAAUGCAAAAUUUGUAUAAAUAACCAUUAUGUUUUGUAACUUUCUAAUUAAAAUGUUCAA
Rhinolophus ferrumequinum (greater horseshoe bat) is the source of this 1605-nucleotide messenger RNA. It is a transcript of the gene TMEM231, whose product is annotated as transmembrane protein 231. The coding region runs from base 132 to 953 and encodes 273 amino acids. Gene Ontology annotation, cellular component: ciliary transition zone; ciliary membrane. The record is from RefSeq and is a predicted model, not a curated record. Lineage: Eukaryota; Metazoa; Chordata; Mammalia; Chiroptera; Rhinolophidae. Gene Ontology annotation, biological process: cilium assembly; regulation of protein localization. The transcript has 7 exons.